Molecule: messenger RNA, 1833 nt
Organism: Xenia sp. Carnegie-2017
Lineage: Eukaryota; Metazoa; Cnidaria; Anthozoa; Malacalcyonacea; Xeniidae
Exons: 9
Coding region: 116-1714 (532 amino acids)
Source: RefSeq, a predicted model, not a curated record
UCAGUAGCCAUCGGAGUAUGACAAGCAGCUAACAUUUUCCAAUGUCUGCACGUUAUCUAUGCGGUGGAGAAUAAAUUCGAUAUCAAGAUACGACAUUUAAGAAUUAACUGAAAAGAUGCUUUUUAAUACUUUCAUGGCGGUCAUAGUUUUCAUCAAUCUUCUUGUCAGUUCCGAUUGUAGGUACAACAAUACAAGUAGAGAACUCGAGAGAGCUCCAUUCUCGCCUAAAACAACACCAAGUACUACCAUAAAAGGAGUCCCGACGACUAAGACAAUUACAACAGAUGAAGAAGUACCCAAUGAAAUUCCUUGGAAUAACGUACAAUGUAUAAAAGCAUCAAAGAAAUCGGGUCGCGUUGAACUAAGGAGUCCAUCGUUGAUAUUUUUAAGAAUGUCUCAUAACAUCAUUGUUUACGAUGGAUGUAAUACGGAGUCGAUAAUUCAUGAUGAGUACUGCAAUGGAUACCUACGAUGGAGAUCGCGAGCCUCAAACUCUAUAAAAAUUGUUUUUCGCCAUAACAAAUGGCUAAAAGGCUUGAUAACUUGCGGUAUUUUAUCGGAAAAAGAUUGGGUCAAAGUUUGCCAUGAGUACAAAGAAUAUCAUGAUCCCUAUGAAGAGCAUCACCCAAGGACAGAAAACAAGAAACAUAAGCCCAUUAGAGUUCCUACCACAAUGCCUACCACAAUGCCUACCACAAUGCCUACGAUAAAAACAGAGGAAACAUUCUCAAAGAAGCAAUCUGGAAGCUUUUCGUCUCUUAACUAUCCAAAUAACUACCCAACACACGUGGGCUACUUUUACAUGAUAAAGCUUAAUAACAGAAAGAGGGUUUGUCUAAAUAUCACCGAUUUGGAACUUCGAAAAGAAAACGAUAAUACACCAUGUAAAGAUGACAAUAGAGACUAUAUCAAGAUUUUGGACGGUUUGAAACGGUGGUCAAAGCCUCUUUUAAAAAUCUGCUCGAUGAAAGAUAUUACAGGGACCAUAAUGUCGACCAACAACAAACUCAGUUUGAGGUUCUUCAGCGAUGGCAGCGAGACUUUCAGAGGUUUCAAUGCAACAUAUUGGCCUUGUAAAGAUUCCACGGAAACUCGUAAAACAAACCAGGUCACUGGAGUGGUGAUUGGAACUGGAUGUGGUCUCGUUUUCCUUUGUCUGACGUUCUUAGCUCUAUGCCACUCACGAAGAUGUAGACGACUUUGUUUGCAAAAAGAUGUCGAAAAAUAUUCUGAUCAUGCAGAUGUUUUGGAUGAAGAAGGUCCUCCUGCAUACUGUGAUGUGAUGGCUUCGCUCGACAAGUUCCCAAAGACUACAGAUUCAACAAACAACAGCGAAGAGCUUCCGCCUUAUCCAGGGUUACCGCAGAAUGAUAAUAUGAUACCCAAGACAUCCCAGCAAUCCCUCAAUGACGCUGGGUACAUCUCACAAGAAAUUGAGGAAGACGUCCUUGAAAAAUCUGCUACUGAUGCAACAGAAAGCAGUGGUGAAAAUUCGCAGAAUGCCUCAACGGGACUGCCUGAGAUUUCGGCAAAUGAACAGGAGAUCGAGGUAAGCAUUGAAGAAGCAGAAGAGACUAAUGUCGCUGCCGAUGAUGAAAAGGCCGCCAAGGAAAAGGUUGAAAAUGCCGAGUUUAUCGAUGUCGAUAAAAGCACAUGGGACGUGUCAGAAACGCAAGAUUUUCAACAUCCAAAAUCAAUAAACACUGUUGUUUAAAGAAUAGUAACCUUCAACGGGGGUAAAGUAUAUUCAAUUAAUGGUACUUUACUACGUAAAAUAUUUGUAGGCAUAAAUUUACUAUAAUUAAUAAUAAAGUUCGUCUAAAUUUAACGCAA